AUGGAAGCAAAACACAAGGGAACAAAUCAUGGGUUUGUGAGAGGUAAGCUGGUCAAGUCUUUGUUUGGAAUGACCAAGCCUUCCAAGCUUUCCAAGCCAUUGCAAUCUAGUAGUAGCCCGUAUACUCCAAAUGGCAGUCCUGUUGAUUCUCCCACUCGCCAGAGCUAUUGCCCAAACCCUCCAUCAAUCCAAAAGGUUUCCACUACUAAGUUGAGAAGUUUCCCAGACUCUGGUGGUGACGAAAAUGUAGACAUGAAAGCUGCAACCUACAUUUCAUUUGGAAACGAAGCUCAUCUUUUCUAUUCUGUGAGCCCCACAGAUAUGCAGGCAGUAGGGAAGAAAGCUUUAGAAUGGAAUUUAAAUGAUUUGGAAAUGGGAUGGAGCUGUGAAAGGAAAGAGAGAAUUGGAAAAAAGAGAAGGGUUCUUGUCAUUGAUGAUGACAAUUUGAAUGAUCAAGAAACUGGUGGCCUUAGUUUAAAGCUUGGUGGUGAAAGGGUUACCGGGAAUUAG
Messenger RNA from Dovyalis caffra, 510 nucleotides. Lineage: Eukaryota; Viridiplantae; Streptophyta; Magnoliopsida; Malpighiales; Salicaceae. The record is from the annotation of a GenBank genome assembly.